AAAUUUGCGUUUAAUUAAUUAGAAAACCCAGAUAGAAUCGCAUAUUUGUGGAUAAUCUCUCUGCCUCCCUCAUUUUCUCCCGUGUCUCUGCUGCUGCAAACUGCAAAUGUCAACUUCUCUGCUCCGUUCAACUCCUUCGCAACUCACCAACUCCGGCAGGAUGAAUCUUAUAAGUUCAAAUACCCAUUUAGGCAUAUUGUCCGUCUCCUUUUAUCACCGUCCCUCUCAAAGUUGCAAUAUCAAGCUUUGUUUUUCCACCAGUGGGUUGUGUUCACGUCUUGGCACGAGGUGCUGUGUUGUCUCGGCUACCUCAUCCAAGUUGCACGAAAACAAAGGAAUUGAUUCAAGUAUUGAUUCUCAAAGCAGGUAUACAGAUUUAAAGGACGACAUGGCUAGCAGCCUCAGUAUUCUUGAGGAGCAGCUGAGGGACUUAUUUAAUGAAGUCCAUGCCAUGAUAAGAAUAGGGAAGGAAAAUGAGGCCAGAGAUCUGCUUCUAGCAAAUUUUGAAGCUGUCAAAGAACAGAUUGAUGCAGGCCUCAAGGGUAUAGAAGAAGCAGCUAUUCUUGAUGUAACAGCCUUGGGGUACAUGGCCCUUGGAGACAUAAGGACUGUCAAACCCCUGUUGGAUGUGUUGAGCGAGGUUGUUGAUGACUUGAAAGAUGAGGAGCCUCUUCUGGACUCGAUACUCACUCAUAUGGGUAAUAUGUAUGAAAAGUUGGAAAAUUUUGAGAUGUCCAUUUGUGUGUAUGAAAGAGCUGUCAAAGUUGUUGAGAGACUAUAUGGAAAUACCAGUUCUUUUGUCGUCACUCCAUUGUUAGGGAUGGCAAAAGUUUUGGGUUCUACUGGAAAGACCAAAAAAGCAAUAGAAACAUAUCAACGCGUAGUGAAAAUUCUUGAAUCUAGCAGGGGUGAAGAAAGUGAGGAACUGGUAGUGCCUUUAUUUGGCAUGGGCAAUCUUCUUCUGAAGGAAAGGAGAGUGACUGAUGCAGAAAAUGCUUUUAACAGAAUUUUGACCACGUACAUGAAGUUAUAUGGAGAAAAUGAUGGCAGAGUUGGACUGUCCAUGAGUUAUCUUGCACGUGUGAAAUGUGCAAAAGGAGAUGUGAAUGAAGCCAUUGAUCUGUAUAAAGAGGCUCUUUGCAGGCUGAAGGUUUCUGAUUAUAUAGCCAUAGAUGAUCACAUAAUGGAGAAGAUGAGGGUAGACUUGGCUGAAUUACUUCAUGCAGUUGGAAGAGGUGAAGAAGGCCGUAUGCUACUGGAGGAGUGCUUGUUGAUAACUGAGAAGUUCAGGGGUGAAGGGCAUCCCAGUUCAGUCUCUCAUCUUGUGAAUCUAGCCACUUCUUAUUCACAGUCCAAACUUUUUGCAGAAGCUGAGCGCUUGCUAAGGAUGAGUUUGCAGAUUAUGUAUCAGAAUGUUUCACCUGAUGAUCAAUCCAUUACUUUCCCAAUGCUACAUCUUGCAGUUACUCUCUACAAUCUAAACCGUAAUGAGGAGGCCGAAAAACACGCAUUAGAGGUUCUGCGAAUCCGGGAGAGGGCAUUUGGAGAAGAUUCUCUACCAGUUGGGGAGGCUCUUGACUGUUUGGUCUCCAUUCAGACCCAGCUGGGGAAGGAUGAUGGUGAAUUGCUGGAGUUGCUCAAGAGAGUACUGAAAAUUCAAGAGAAAGCUUUCGGUACUGACAGUGAGGAAGUCAUGGAAACACUUAAAAAAGUUGUAUAUUACUUGGAGAAGAUGGGGAGGAAACAUGAGGGACUCCCUCUGGAAAGAAGAUUAUCAAAGCUCCGAACGAAAUUUAAGCAAAUGGUUCAAUAUUAAAGAUCCUACAAGGCCGCAUGUUUGACAUGUAAUUAUUUUCAUGCUAUUAACAGUUCAGAUCAUUGUGGUUGCAAGAUAAAAAUGUCCUUCUACAGGGAGUUCGCAUGCCACAAAAGGAAAAGAGACACUGGACUAUAGCACAAGACCGGGUUUCUUCCUGCCAUGGUGGACAAGGAAGACAGCCAAAACUAACAAAUUUUCAGGCAUAUGAAAGAAAUUCUUUUUAGCUAUAUCUAUCCAAGAGUGUAGUGAUAUUUCAGAGAACAUUCAGAACCAGAUAUGAAAAGCUUAGGGGACAGUUACCGUCAAAUGAAUACUACCAAAGGUGUGGAAUUGCAUUGGACAUGUCGAACCAAAUGGGACGGUGUCCACAUUCCAACUACUAUCUGAUUGACUACAAUGUACAAUGUAGUUGAACACUGGAAAGUGAUAGCAAGCCUGAUCAUCUUUUGGCAAUGAAAAAUGUCACUGGUGAUUCCUUUCGACUCUCUUUACAUGAGAUAGUGACAUUGAUGUACUUAGUUGAAAUAACAUCGGUCGUGUAUACAGAAUGUUCAGAGUACAGCUGCAAGUCUGCAAGGUAACUUGUCAAUCUGAAGGUUGAAGAAGCACAUGCUCUUUUGGACUUGGAGUAGAAACUCAGAUGGUGCUCUGUAGAAAGCCUGCAACAUAACUGGCUAAUCUGAAGGUUGACGACGCAUAUGCUCUUUCUUGUCAAUGUGAAUGUUGUAAGAAUAGAAAGAAGACAUCAUUGAACCUACAUUUACUGAUGAUUUCUAAAGGUAAAUACGUACAUUUUGCAGUACCCAAUGUCCAGAUUCUUGAAGUUCAUUGUAAUUGAGCUAUUCUUAUUUUGGAACUGAAUUAUCAAGUUAAAUUGAUUGUAACAGAAAUAUAGUGAAUCAUAUUCUUUUAAAAAAGACAUUUUGUUGAUUUUAUCAUUA
Molecule: messenger RNA, 2760 nt
Organism: Solanum lycopersicum (tomato)
Lineage: Eukaryota; Viridiplantae; Streptophyta; Magnoliopsida; Solanales; Solanaceae
Biological process (GO): chloroplast organization
Cellular component (GO): chloroplast
Molecular function (GO): protein binding
Source: RefSeq, a predicted model, not a curated record